GGUCCCAGAGGCAGCGGGUUGUGGUUCCGGUUCCGCCGCGGAGACACGUGAAGGUCGGUGAGUUGGUGUGGAGUUCGUCUCCGCACGCGUGACCGCGCUGGGAUGGAUUCCUCUUCGUCUUCCUCCGCGGCCGGUUUGGGCUCGGUAGACCCGCAGCUGCAGCAUUUCAUUGAGGUGGAGACUCAGAAGCAGCGCUUCCAGCAGCUGGUGCACCAGAUGACGGAACUUUGUUGGGAAAAGUGCAUGGAUAAGCCUGGGCCAAAGUUGGACAGUCGGGCUGAGGCCUGUUUUGUGAACUGCGUUGAGCGCUUCAUUGACACAAGCCAAUUCAUCUUGAAUCGACUGGAACAGACGCAGAAAUCCAAGCCAGUCUUCUCAGAAAGCCUUUCUGAUUGACCUCAGCAUUACCUCUUUGGAAAAGGAAGGUAGUUCAAGAGAUGAAGAGCAGUUGAUGGGAUAGUUGAAGAAAAGGCUAUGGGGGAAUUGGCCCCCACCUUUGUCACUCUUGGGACAUCCUGUCAUCUGAGAAUGAACAAAGACCAAUUUUUGAUGUGGGGGAUUUGAGGGUCAGAUGUAUUUGGGGUUGUGUUUUUUUAAUGCUAAUCUUGUGAAACAGUUGACAGAUGAAUGAAAAACUACUAGAUGCAUAUUACUGUUUGUGGGAUGAUGCUUUUCUUGUAGUCCCAUUAACUGCUUCCUAUAAUUUUAAUAGUGGAAUUGCUCUAUAAUUUGAUACUGGGACCAGAUAGGUAAUAAUCUGUUCUUGGUGUGGAUUCAUUUCAGAUUUUGGGGGAGUUCAGUAUACAUCUUUGUGUCUUUCAGAAAUGGCAGCAGUAGGGGAAGAGUAAUUUGGUACUCAACUGUAGGCCUCCUUAUCUAGUGUUUAAUUAUCAGUGCUGGAAAAAAUAUAUUUCAACUUUCUAGAUUCUCUGCCUCCCUUAUACCAUGAUUCACUGAAAUAUCUAUAUGACAUAUGAUCUCGAGCUAGUACAGGUUGCCUGAGAGUCUAGAGGCCUUUAGUUAAAGGAAUCUAGCCAGUGAACGUAAUUUUCAUACUAAACUGCCACAAGGAAGAAGUUAACUUACCCUGUGUAUCAGGGUUCAAAAAGAUUUAACGAUGUGCCUCAAUGAAAAAAAUUAAGAUUUGGGCCAGUCAGAAACUAACAGCAGAAUCAGGUUGAGGUGCAUGCCUAAUGUAAAUCAGUGUAGUUUCCAUUUACUGCGUCUUUUAAUGACUGAAAUAAAAGCUACAAGAUUCAAGUCUGUGACUGAGAA
Capra hircus (goat) is the source of this 1275-nucleotide messenger RNA. RefSeq names its product translocase of inner mitochondrial membrane 8 homolog A (yeast) (gene TIMM8A). Bases 103 to 396 code for a protein of 97 amino acids. The transcript has 2 exons. Lineage: Eukaryota; Metazoa; Chordata; Mammalia; Artiodactyla; Bovidae. The record is from RefSeq and is a predicted model, not a curated record.